AUGGGCGCGCAGCAAACAAAAGAGCGUACAAGGCGUCCAAAUCAGCUGAAAACUGAUCAAGACCUACAAAUAAACACUUCUACGUUUCUAUUUCAAGAUCUUGGUUCAGGAUCAACUUUGAAGGGCUCCACUUUAGUACAAUCAUCAAAGACAAAUCAAUUUAAUGACCAGGUGUUGGUUGCUCUGUAUGACUUUGUUUCACCCAGUAGUCUCCUAGAAGAUCAAUCACAAACUCGAGUAGAGAAAGGUGAUCAUUUACACCUGUUUGGUUAUAGUGCCGAUGGGGAUUGGGCUGAUGUCGAAUGUCUACGAACUAAUGAACGUGUUUGGAUACCAACCAAUUAUACUAGUCGUGCAAUGACUAGUCAUCCUAGUGAUCCAUUUAUUAAUAAUCAUUUAAAUACUGGAUCAACAACACCUGCUGGUGGAGGUUCAAUCACUUUUCAACAAAAAAAUAAUCAUGAGAUAAGCUAUAAUGGUGGUGUGGGUGGCGGUUGUGGUGGUAGUCAAGGCAGUUUAGCUGGAGUCGGCUUAGAAGCAGAAAAAUGGUAUCAUGGAGCUAUUCAGCGUAGUUAUGCAGAAUAUUUACUCAAUAGUGGGAUAACUGGCAGUUUUCUUGUCCGUGAAUCAGAAAGUCAUCCUGGUCAACUGACUAUUAGCCUACGUUAUGAAGGCCAGAUAUGGCAUUAUCGUAUUCAUCGGGAUGAAGCCAAUCUAUACUUCGUAAUAGAAUCGAACAAGUUUACGUCAGUUUCUGAUCUUGUCCGUCACCACGAGAAACACUCAGAUGGUUUAGCCUGUACAUUAUUAUACCCAGCACCAAAAAGAGAUAGAACAAGUUCAGAGUUACGUAUGGAUCCUGGAUUUGAUGUGCGUGAAAUAGAUCGAACUGAAAUAGUGAUGAAACACAAAUUAGGGUCAGGACAAUAUGGUGUAGUGUAUGAAGCUGUUUGGAAACCUUAUAAUGUACUGGUUGCUGUGAAAACGCUCAAGGAAAAUGUAACUGUACGUGAUGAAUUUUUAGAGGAGGCACGCUUGAUGAAAAGUUUAAGACAUCCAAAUCUUGUGACAUUAUUAGGUGCAUGUACACGUGAACCACCGUAUUAUAUUGUCACUGAAUUUAUGUGCAAUGGUAAUCUAUUGGAUUAUUUGCGUACACAGCCUAGAACAGAAAUGACGCCAUCAGUUUUACUGCAUAUGGCAACACAAGUUGCUAGAGGUAUGGCUUAUUUGGAACAACACAAUUUUAUACAUCGUGAUUUAGCCGCACGUAAUUGCCUUGUCGGUAGACAGCAUACAAUCAAAGUUGCAGAUUUCGGGUUGGCUCGUUGUAUAGAACGGGAUUUAACCUAUAGAGCACAUGAAGGGGCUAAAUUCCCGAUUAAAUGGACUGCACCAGAGGGCUUGGUUUAUAAUAUAUUUUCAACAAAAUCAGAUGUAUGGGCAUUUGGUGUUGAAUUACAAGAUGUGUAUGUAUUAUUAGAAAGAGGUACACGAAUGCUUCGUCCUGAAGGUUGUCCUGAACAAGUCUAUGAACUUAUGUUACAAUGUUGGCAAUGGCAUCCUGAACAACGUCCACCAUUCUCUGAUAUCUUAAAUCAACUAGAAUCAAUGAGUACUAAUUCAUCAAUAGAAGAACAAAUCGCCAUGGAAUUCGCUUCAUCAGCAUCGAACACCACCACCAGCGAAACAGGGGGCGAUGCUUACAAAUUAUUUAGACGUCCGCAUAAUAUAUUUCCACGUCCACCACUUCCGCCUAGACCACCACCACAACGGAGAAGUACUAGUUGUGAUUAUUUACUUGAUGAGAAUACAGAAAGUCAAAGUGGUGAUAAAAUCAAAGAUGAUUGUAAAUCUGAUCUAGGCAUUGAUGGAGUAUUGCAUAAAAAUAUUCAUAGUAAUAAUAAUAAUAACAACAACAACGUCAACAGCAACAGUAAUCAUAAAUUGUUGCAUGGAAGUAUAUUCACCAAAAAUUUAAAAAAUCCCUUAUCCUCAAAACAAUUACACAUUGAUGAUUUAAGUACAGAUGAUUUCUCAUGUUCCACUGAAAAAGACUUACCGUUUACAACAUCUGGCUCACUUGGACGUAAACGAACUGCUCCUCGACCACCAAGGCGGACAACACCAGUGAAACCAUUAAAUUUUCUUACAGAUGACAACAAUGCUACCGCAGUAUCAUCAUCAACUCCCACGACUUUUCCUAUCAAUCAUUGGGAUGAUUAUAAUAAGAGUGAUUUUGAUAAUAAUAUGCCGCCUCUUCCCCCACCACCUGAGCCUAUUCAUGCACCCCCACCCCCACCAACCCCGUCAUCAUCUUCCUCGAACCAACAGUCACAACAAUAUCCACGUGUCACCACGAUUAAUUCAUCGAACCAUCUGAAUUCAACCUCGUCGAUGAUGACAAUGCCAUCAAUUAUGAGCACUUCGGCUGUUUUCCCAUCUUCUGGACCUUUCUCGUCUAGAGAUCCACCUUCAUGUGAUAACAGUUUAACUCGGUCUAUUUACCCCGACCAUCCGUUACCAACACACACCAUUGUGUCUUCCCCAUUCACUAAACAAUGCCAACCAUCUUCAAAGUCAUUACUGCCGCCAAAAUCAAUUAAUAAUAAUAAUAAUAAUAAUUCCGAUCUUGUCAAUAAAAUCACUUCUGAAAUCCAAUCAAGAAAUUUGAUGACCACAUUAAAUCAUUCUCAUGGCAGGCGAAUUGUUGAAUCGUCGAAUCAUCUUCCUAAAGAGGGCAAACCUAGUGUUCAUCAUCAUUCGACUGUUGCAUCCACCGAUUUUCAAGAAGAGCUACGUGAUAGAUUAAAACAGCACUCUCAACAACUCAAAGAUUGGUCGGUAUCAAAACCAGGUGUUGUUGUUGCUAAAGCAGUGUCAAAUAAACCAUCAUCGGCUAAUGGAUCCGGUUCAAUUUUGUCUAGUAAUCAAGAUAAAAUCAAUUCUAAGUCAUCAGCGGUGUCUAAUUCUUCACCGUAUUUCACUAUGCCUCGUUUGAAAACUAUCAAUUCUGCAAAUUCUGUUGGUGCUGGUGGUGGUGGUAGUGUGGUGAGCAAAGCAACUGCUGAGACUAACAGUGUAAUCCCCUCAACACCAGACACUAAGACAGAACCUUCACAACAUUCUACAGGAGGAGUGAUUCAAUCCGAGACAAGGGUGGAAAAAUCCACUCCUCUACCUAUAACCAAUAAAGUUUCAACUGUAGUAAACACUAAUGCUUCUCCAAAAUUUCAUGUAAAACGACUUGAAAAUGUUGAAAGCAGUCAUGAUAAACUGCUAUCAAAUUUAAUCCUACAAAAACGUUUAAGUUGGACUGGUCCAACAGAUGACAACGCCACCUCAGGCAGUCAAAAACGAUCUCAACGACUAUUAUGUUUACCGACAAUAUUCUCGACGUCAUCUACAGCGCUAGAUGAAGUUACUGCAUUUAACAGUAGUAAUAGUAAUCAUUGUAUUACACCGCCGACUAAAACUCAUUUAAGGAAACAUUUAUCCUAUAUUGUCGAUAGAUUAGAAUAUUUAAUUACUUGUAAUGUUUUAAAUUCAGAUUGUCCUAGUGGUGGUGGUAUCACCUCUCCGAUGACAACGACGACGACGAUUACGCCAACCACUGCUGCUUCAACCCUGUCAUCAUCUCUAUCGAAUUCAGAACAUUUAAUUGAGUUAGCUGAUCAACUGGAAGCGUGUCGAUCAAGUUGUUCCACAUAUAUUGAUCAAGCGACAUGUUCUGCUAGGGCGAAAUUCAAUUUCCGUGAUCGAUUCGCCUGCCUGCAAACAUUUAGCAGUUUAUUACGUUCUAAAAAACUUGACAUCACUUAUAGUAUUAAUAAUGGUAACAAUAAUAAUCCUUCUAAAACUAAUAAAACUAAUAUUGCUUUAUUAAAAGAUGUACAGAAUGCUAUCAGGGAGAUCAUUAAUGAUUUGAAUAAAUUAUCAGAGGACGAUGUAAAUUGUAGCCUAGCAAAUUCACAGACUAUUGAUCCUUUACCAGGGCAUAAUAAGUUGAAUUGUACAGAAAAUCUCAGUAUCAUUGACAACAACAGUAACCAUAACAACAAGAACAGCAGCAGUAGAAGUAGCAAUGGUAGUAGUAGUAGUAGUAGUACUGUCAGGAGUGCUACUGUAUUCACUUGA
Trichobilharzia regenti is the source of this 4137-nucleotide messenger RNA. The record is from the annotation of a GenBank genome assembly. NCBI's taxonomy places the organism in Eukaryota, Metazoa, Platyhelminthes, Trematoda, Strigeidida, Schistosomatidae.